AUGAUCAAGGAGCACAAGUGGCGGUACCUCGGCUCCUUACUCUCUAGGACCGAGCAGGCGAGUGGUAAAACCUUGAGCGACUACUUGCUAAGCAUACAACCACUUGAAGCGGCUGCCAAAGAGUAUUAUUCCGAGACUAUUCAACUAGAAACCGAAGCGUUCCUCGAAAUGAUGGUUCUUGAUGGUUGUUUUAUACUAGAAAUAUUUCGUAAGGUUAACAAACUACAACCGUUUCAGCAGGAUGACCCUAUCGCCACCAUGGCUUGGAUAUUACCAUCAUUCUGCAGGGACUUUCUUCGACUUGAGAAUCAAAUCCCAUUCUUUAUCCUAGAGAAGUUAUUUGAAAUAUCCAAAAUACCUGGCGAGGAGUCUGGUACGACCUUGUCCUGGCUCGCUUUGCGAUUCUUUAACAAAAUAAUGCACAGACCCAAAGACGUCAUUGAUAGCUGCAGCAAACUUGGAGGCAAGCAUUUGCUGGACUUGGUUCAUUCAAGCUAUACAUGCAACUUAAAAAUUCCACCACCACCAAGGGAAGGCAGACAAACCCCUAUUAUCCAUUGCAUCUCGAAACUUCGUCAUUCGGGGAUUAAGAUCAAUCAAGUUGAAGAGGAAAGUUUCUUAGCUGUGAAAUUAAAAAAUGGUGUGAUUGUGAUGCCAAUUCUCAACUUCGAUGAAUUCAUGAGGUCUUCUUGUUGA
Messenger RNA from Juglans regia (Persian walnut), 696 nucleotides. RefSeq names its product UPF0481 protein At3g47200-like. The record is from RefSeq and is a predicted model, not a curated record. The coding region runs from base 1 to 696 and encodes 231 amino acids. The transcript has a single exon. NCBI's taxonomy places the organism in Eukaryota, Viridiplantae, Streptophyta, Magnoliopsida, Fagales, Juglandaceae.